This is a messenger RNA of Macrosteles quadrilineatus (aster leafhopper), 3277 nucleotides long. RefSeq names its product protein spaetzle-like. Gene Ontology annotation, molecular function: growth factor activity; Toll binding. The coding region runs from base 124 to 1092 and encodes 322 amino acids. NCBI's taxonomy places the organism in Eukaryota, Metazoa, Arthropoda, Insecta, Hemiptera, Cicadellidae. The record is from RefSeq and is a predicted model, not a curated record. The transcript has 8 exons. Gene Ontology annotation, cellular component: extracellular region. Gene Ontology annotation, biological process: regulation of Toll signaling pathway; central nervous system formation; innate immune response.
UCAGCCCAGUCGUCUGCUGGCAAGAUUUAUCAAUAAUAAUUUAACCUCUCUAAUUGGCAGUCAACAGUCAACUCGGUUCCCUAGAAGAGUGUUAGGUCAGUGGUUUAGUCGUUUGUUUAUAAAAUGGUGACUGUGUCCUACCAGUGGAUUAUUUUUAUUUUAGUCUGCAUCUUGCUGGCAGUGCAUCCAACUGUUGAACUGAUUGUUAGGGCGCCAAACAUUAGGCAAAGAAUCAGCCAAUCGCAGGAUGAGAAAGAGGAGGUUAGAAAUGCAGAGAUGGACGACCUUCCUUACGAGAGGGACAAACCGAGACUCAGUAUUGGUUCAGAGGUCGUGGAAGCAAACUUGAUGCCUUCCCCAAACAGAGUGAAAAGGAUGAAGAAGCUAAGGCGGAAACGUGCCGAAGGCGUGCUGAGAUCUGAUGCUAUCAUAUUCCCAGAUCAGCUGGAAUCUCAGAUAGAGCUCGAGAACCGUCAGUUUCUGGUUCCCAACAACGCCGCGCCACCCCCUUGUGCCAGGGGAGGGGGGGACACAUUCUGCGAGUCAGUCGAAGAAUAUCCUGCAGAACAUGUUAUGAGAGUGCUGAGGAAAGAACCGGUUGUUCUUAGGACCUUUUUCCAGGAUGAAAGGAAGCAGUUUACCUUGGUUGAUGAUGUUCAGGACAGAAUAGAUGCUUCUGAUGAAAACCCACUCUGUGCUGCCCAGGAGCACACUGUGUAUCCAAAGAUGGCCAAGAAUAUCGAAGGAAACUGGCUGUUUGUGAUCAACCAUGAUGAGUAUGUUCAGGGUGUUCGUGUGGAGAAGUGUCUAAAUGACCGAGAAUGCUCGUUCCCUGCCAGUUUACCGUACGGCUACCGGUCUCAAUGCAAGCAGAAGUACAUCUACAGGAAGUUGGUAGCCCUGAACGGCACUGGUCAGGGAGUGAUAUCCGACUCAUUCCAGUUUCCGUCGUGUUGUUCCUGUGUGAUAAAGCUUGACCAUAACAUCGCUCACAGCAGGUUCGGAGGAUCGGGUGUUGGAGCCGCCUUACCUCUCACUCUGCCCAAGACAACACCUACUCCGUCAUCGCUGCGGCACAAACCUAAAUCUUGAGCGAAUCGUACGUCGGCUAGUGUAUUCUCGGCUUUAACAACCAAGAACAAUAGAGCGUGGAUUGCAAUGCUUAUUUUCCUCGAUGCAGUUAGACUGCCUAUUUAAUUGCUGAACAGAGUUAUUUUUAUCUUGUAUACUGAAAUAAGGACGAAUGGUGUCGAGUAUUGAUAAGUUCCUGCGGUUAUUGAUCUCAAAAGGCUUUUAGAAUUUUUAUCAUUUAUUUGUGAGUGUUCUUUGAUACGUUUAAAGCUGUUAAAGAAAACUUUUUUUAUAUUUGAAAUUAUUUUUUUUAAUAUGUUGUAUUUUUAUGACUAACUUUUCAAAAAUAUAUAUAUUGAAAUUCAAUAAAAAUUUGUGUAAGCUCAAUAUAAUAAGGUGCAGGUGAGGAAAAUGAGAGUGUCCAAUAAAGAUAGAAAAAAAACUGUUCACAAAACUUUAAAAAAAUACCAAGGUAUACAGUGCUAAAAAUGUAUUCACUGAAAUUUUUACUCAAGUUCAUUUACAGUUUAUUCAUUGCAGUGGAAUUUGGUGUUCCAAAAAAAAUAUUCUUUUUUUAGCUCCUUUAGCAAAACGUUCAUCAUCCAAUGAGAAUGCUACUGCUGUAAAUAAUCCGUCACAACAUUCCAAUGAGUAUAUGAUGCAGCCCUCCACUUAGUUACUUGGUCGGAGUGACUUUAAAAUUUGAUGGCAUGGUGGGCGUGUUUCUUAAGAUUCCAUAAUAUUAGGUUUGUAUCUGUCCAGAUACAAACCUGUUUUAAUGGAAUUUUAAGAAAGCAAACAUGCCAUCAAAUUCUAAAGGUACUCCGAUCAAGUAACUGAGGCUUUCUACAUAAUGCGUUUGCUUCUCCAUCGAAAUAUCGGACUUUGCGUCUUUGGACACCUUCAACCAAGCAUAAAAGAAAGUUAAUCACAUCUCAAUCAUCACCUGUUGGUUCAGAUCACGUCUCAGCUGACGAUUCACAUUUGCUAAAUGCAUCUAACAAAAAAAUGUCAAGAUAAGUUAUGGCACCGGCAUACAAGCAGUUUAAUCCACUCAUUUGAAGAAAAAGUGGCAGUGGUUCUGAGCUUCAGCCGAACAACAAAUGUUUUGGAGUUAAUUUAGCCAAUGGACAUACAACAGUUGUUGAUAUACGUUGUCUUAGUUUAUUGCAGUUCUAUGUUCACAAACAAUCAGUCAACAAGCCGACCUUUCAUCCGAAUGGGAACUUCUUCAUUGCUGGUUCUAGAGAUGGACUAGUCAAUGAGGCAUGAAGUGGAGGGCCGCCAUCAUCUACAGAUUGGAAUGUCAUGACGUAUCAUUCACAGCAUUCGCAUUCACAUUUGAUGGCGAACGUUUCGAGCAACGUUACAGAUUACAAAAUUUCUCAGGCAAUAAGUCUUUUCUCUUCAAACCUAAAAUUUGUAAUUUCUAUUAGAUUUGCAUUGGGUGAUCAGUUGAUUUACUAAUAAUAUCAGUUUGUAGUUUAUUAUGAAACAGGCCCCUGGCAAUGUUUAUAAAGUAAUAUGAUCAUAAUUUUAAACAGAACACUUGCUAGAUGAUACAAGUUUACAAUUGUUGAGGUCAUACAAAAUUAUGGCUUUUUUAUACCGUACCUAUAAAUAGUUUAAUUUUUCAAGUUAACAUUUUGUAUUAAAGAUAUUUGUACAGUAAUAUUGUACCUCCUAAGAUAUAGGACUGUAAGUUUUUGGGGGGGAAACGCAGAAAAGGUUUUAUAAAUAAGUAAAUGUAUUUUUAAUCUGUAUAAUAGAUUUAUUGUUAUGUGUUCCACAUCCGAGACACAAUAGUAUGUUAAGUAAAUUUAUAUUUUUGUUUUGCAUCUCCCUUAUCAAUGGCAGAGCCAUGCUUCUUCUUUUACAUGUGAUUCUCCUUAGACGUCUCUGAUGUGUAAAUAAGCAAUUAAAUAAUUUUUAGAAUCUUGUAAAGUUUUACUUAAACAUUCAGCUCUAUUAAAUAUUGUAAAUAUUGUACAUUACUCUUUGAUAUGUUACAUUGUAAAUAUAUAUAUAUAAUGUAAAUAUUGUAUGUAGACACUAUUAAACUGUUUAUUUAUAAAGCAACAGAUUUUUUGAUAUCCUAAAACCUCUGGUAAGUUUUACCAAUGACUACAAACACUUUAAGAAGCGAAAUGCUUAUGAAGAAUAGUCAGACUGGAAUUUUUCUGCCAAAAUGAGCUUACGAUCGCUG